Messenger RNA from Rhea pennata, 6761 nucleotides. RefSeq names its product KIAA0930 ortholog. The record is from RefSeq and is a predicted model, not a curated record. Bases 205 to 1482 code for a protein of 425 amino acids. The transcript has 10 exons. NCBI's taxonomy places the organism in Eukaryota, Metazoa, Chordata, Aves, Rheiformes, Rheidae.
CCAGCGCGGCGUCGGUGGUGGCCCUGCUCCGCAGCGCAACUUCACGGGGCGGAAUUAAGCGGCGCCCCUCGGCACGGCACGGCGCGCCCUGUCUCGCCUCGCCUCGCCUCGGCAGGGCCGCACUGGCGGCGGAGCGGCAGCGCCGGGUGCCGCGGCCGCCUCCCUGGGGCGGGCUGACAUGAGAUCAUUGUCGGCGGCGCCAGCAUGGCCUCUGUCAAGAGUUGCGGCCGGGCUGGGCCGAGGGACGAGGAGGCGAACGGCGACCUGGACCGCUCGCUGCAGCAGAUGCUGCGGGCGAUAGCGGAGGAGCGGAGCCGCGCCGGGCUCCGCCAGGAGAUCAGCGGCCUGGGGUGUUUCAAAGAUGACCGCAUUGUGUUCUGGACUUGGAUGUUUUCAACGUAUUUUAUGGAGAAAUGGGCCCCCCGGCAAGAUGAUAUGCUUUUUUACGUCCGUCGAAAACUAUCCUAUGCCAGUGGUGAUAGCACAGAGGGGAAAAAGCAGGUUGAAGUUGAGGUUUACCGCAGAGAUUCCAAGAAGCUUCCUGGCCUGGGAGACCCUGACAUUGACUGGGAAGAGAGUGUCUACUUGAACCUCAUUCUACAAAAGCUGGAUUAUGUGGUAACUUGUGCUGUCUGCACACGAUCAGAUGGAGGAGAUAUUCACAUUCACAAAAAGAAAUCUCAGCAAGUGUUCGCAUCUCCUAGCAAGCACCCAAUGGACAGCAAAGGAGAAGAGUCAAAAAUGAGCUACCCCAACAUAUUCUUCAUGAUUGACAGUUUUGAAGAGGUUUUCAGUGACAUGACUGUGGGUGAAGGAGAAAUGGUUUGUGUGGAGCUGGUGGCCAGUGACAAAAGCAACACCUUUCAAGGGGUGAUUUUUCAGGGGUCCAUCCGCUAUGAAGCACUCAAGAAAGUCUAUGACAAUAGGGUGAGUGUUGCAGCUAAGAUGGCUCAAAGGAUGUCAUUUGGCUUUUAUAAGUAUAGCAACAUGGAGUUUGUCCGAAUGAAAGGACCACAAGGGAAAGGACAUGCAGAGAUGGCAGUGAGCAGAGUUUCUACUGGUGACACCUCGCCAUAUGGGACAGAGGAGGAUUCAAAUCCAGAAUCCCCGGUGCAUGAGAGAGUCACUUCUUUCAGCACACCACCAACCCCAGAGCGAAACAAUCGCCCAUCCUUUUUCUCCCCAUCUCUCAAGAGAAAAGUGCCCCGAAACCGAAUUGCUGAAAUGAAAAAAUCCCACUCAGCAAAUGACAGUGAGGAAUUCUUCAGAGAUGAUGAUGGUGGAGAUCUGCACAAUGCAACAAAUCUGAGAUCACGGUCCUUAUCUGGAACAGGACGGUCUUUGGUUGGCUCAUGGCUGAAAUUGAACAGAACAGAUGAAAAUUUUCUACUCUAUGCACACUUAACUUAUGUCACUUUGCCAUUGCAUCGAAUUUUAACAGAUAUCCUGGAAGUGCGGCAGAAACCAAUCCUGAUGACAUAGCAGAGAGCGGGGCACUGCCUUGGAGUCUUGUUGCCAAGUGCCUAACCACAGCGGUUUUCUGUGAUAGCACUACCAUCUAGUGUCAGGAACGCAAACCUCCACAGGAAAAAGGGAAGUCAAAGAAUACCAGCCAAACAAAAGUGCCUCUUUCUUCCUUCCUCUGCUGUCGUACACCACCUGCACACUUGCAGUACAUCACUUCAGUGUUUCUGACUGGAAGAGGACUUUCAGAAAAACAAAAUGAGAAGGGGCUGUAUUUAAAACAAAUCGAUGCUUUAUGAACAGUUUGUUACUGUGUUUACUUUAUAACUAAGAAACCAACAACAUGUACAGAAUGUGUUGAACUUUAUAUUCUUUAAGAGAAACAACUUGAGAAUUUCAUAAUGAUGUACUAAUGAAAGGCAUUCCACGGACUCCUGCCCAUGCUCUCCUUGUUGGUUUGGCUUAAUAUGCGCGUAAACUCAUGUGUUUGUUGGGAUUCACGAGAUGAGAGAAUAGCUUACUACUGUGGAAGGUAAAGGAAGAAGAUGCUAUAACGAUACAUUGCCAUUUUGGUAUGUGCAAUGGGUCAGUUUGGAGUUUAAAAUAUGCUUAAAAUGUUCCCAUUUGUUUGUGUGUCAAUGUUAGUAGGACAGGUGAACUCUGCUGACAGAUUUCUGUAUCUACCAAAGAACAGCAACAUUUUCAUCCUCAAGAACUGUGUAAAAAUGAGCCAUUGGGAAAAAGGCUAAAAUGUGCUGCUAUAGUAAAGCCGAGGUUCGUAUCCUGUACUACUGCUGCUUAUCUCUGUUAGCUAAGUCGAUCUGAGCUCAAGUCUAAAAUGGAAAAGUAGGAGGUAGUUAUAGGACUUCAGAACUGAAAACCUUACCAAUUACCAACAUCCUCCGGCAUUCGCAAGACUUCAGAGUAAGAAAGAUGUCCUUGCAGUAGUGUUUGGAGCUAAGGAGGGCACAAAAGCCGAUUAACAUCUAGGCAGCUUUCCCAGAUUCUUCAUUUCCUGGUGAUGCUUCUUUGCACUGUAGCGUGCUGAAGCACAAAGGGUUUUCUUUAAAGACAAAAGAUAUAAAUGUGAUUCUGCUCUGAAAAGUGACUAAGAAUAGCAUAAUGGGAGGUUGGAACUGUGUGUCAGGAGCUCUCAGGCAAAAAAGCCUUAUGUUUACAGGUAAAAUGCAGCUUUGUGUAAAUGCAGCAGAGUGGGACUCUGCUAUCCAUGAUGUCUGAAAGCUAAAUACUGAAUGAGUACAGAGACUACUGCAGUCCAAUUAAGUGGGUCGAGAUGGGAGCCAGUCGAUACUUCAGUUUAUUUACAACUGCUUAAGUGGCACAGCAAAGGGAGGGUAGCAUGUCGCUUAGAGCGUGUGAGGCUCUAGUAUACGCACAAAGGGAGACCUGUGGAGAGCGAAGAUGCCGUUUUUGUCGCUUUUCAGAUUCUCGGCACCUAAGCUCUACCCUUGGCAACACAGUUACCAAGAUGGCAUGUGCUCUGAGCCUGGAUCUUUUUUGUCUCCCUCAUACCCAAUCAUUCCUGAAGUGCUUUGUUAUAAUUCUCUCGAUAGCAUCUCAUGGCUUAACCUCUCAAAUAGGACUGUCUGCUUUUUACUUCUGGCCAGAUUCCAGGAAAUAGCUCCACUUCAGCAUAAAGACAGAUUAACUUUAUCGUUCAGCCCAACAUGAUGAACCAAGCAUGAUAAGGAGGUCUUUUUUUUUGUUGAGGUUAGGCCUGGAAGCAGUCACCAUCAUGCAGAGGAUGACAUUUCUAACACUGGCAGCAUGAGUGCGUGACAGGGACGGCAGACCAGUUUUUAGCUUGCUUCAGAUAUGUUGCAGCAGCAUUAGAAAAGUGUUCACUUUGGCAUUACCAGCACAGCAGCUGUUCAUGUUGCAGACUUUGAACUUUGCUCCUUCAGGAGCAAAGUGUGUGUGCGUGUGUGUGUGUGUGCGCGCGCGUGUGUCAAAAUGUCUAACUUGAGGCAUGUAAUCUGGGUGCCUACGCUUCCUACCAAAUCCAGAGGGAGAGAAGUGGAACUGAGAGAGCUGAAUUGCCCUCUCAAGAAACUGUAUAGGCAAUCUAGGGGCUUACCUGAUAUCCUAGGUAGUAUGUUUAAUGUCAGACAGUACAAAUUUUCUCCCUAUGUACUUCUCUCCCCACCCCCAAUAUCUAUGCCAAGAUAUCUAAACCAUGGUUCAGCUAGAAGACCCUUUUCCAAUCCUACUUCUUAGCCUGUCACUUUCUGCACUUUGAUACCAUUGGACUGAGCAAAACAUUGCAGUUUUCCUUCAAAUAUUCAUUGGGGAGGGAAGGGAGAGAGGUUAAUAUUUUCACUACUACUGGCAAUUGAUACGUUUCAGUCAAAGAGCCAGAGGAAUAAAAAACAGGAAAUAAAUUCAAAUCAGAACCUGAGUCGUAGGAACCUGAAUACUGCUAAGUCUACAGCAGUCGUUUUUAAUACUUUCUUGAUGUCCAUGUAGUAAGACUCGGUAGCUUAAUUUCCUUUCAUCUGAAAUCUUGAACAGGUUUUGCUGCAGAAGACUUCAGAAUACGUGGCAAAUGAAGAAAGAUUCUAAAAUAGUACGUUAGUGCAAAGGUAAUGUUACAAAAAGUGCAGUGCAGAUCCUACAUCUGUUAUGCAGUGUGCUUUGCUACAUCUACAGGGAUGAAUUCUAGUGAUGUCCAGUUUUUGAAGGGCUGCAAUAUAAAAGUCCUAAAGCGAGUUAGUUGAUUUAUUUUUAUCCUGCUAUGGGUACCUUGAAGCCUCACCUUAUUUAGUAGAAAUGGGCUAUGCGUAUGCCCAGGUGGGCGGGCAUCCAUCCAUAGGAAAUAGAUCAAAAAGUCUACUGAAUGUCAAUAGAGCUUUUAAGAAGUAAGUAGGUAUACCAGAUAUUCAAAUACCUUCUCUCUAAGAAACUGAAAUAGAGUUUUUAGGUAUAGCCCCUGCUGAUCACUUUCUGUUAUCAAGUGUUAAAAGAAAAAAAAGUGUUUUGUUUUGCUUUUAAAUAAACCCUUAAUUACAAUUGAUUGUCCUCAUACAGACAGAUUCACAGGGAAGAUGGUAGAAGUUUUGCCUGUUUGAAGAUGGCACAGCUCGAGCCUUAGCAUGCUGUUGCUGCACUAUACCAAAAAAGAAAAGGGAAUGUUAGAAACUUCUGACCUUUUUAAUUUGGAGAGUUUUCUCAUUCAUAGUUCCUAAGCAGUAAACCAAUAGAUCUUAGCCUCUAAAAGCCACUUAAAUAUUUGCUGAGAAAUAAACUAGUGUGUUCUACAUACCAUAAAGACUGCAACAAAGUGUAGCAGUUGAUGUCUUGACUUUUGGAGUAGCAGCAAGUUUCUUUAGGUAUGUUGAGGCUUGAUAACAGUUUCUUGCAAGAAAGCACCACAGUUAAAUCUGGGAAGCUUUACAGAGCUGUUUUAUUUGUUUACAGAAUCCCAGUGCAUCUCACACACAGUUAAUUUCUUCCAUCCUUCUGCCCAUUCACUUUUGCGGGAGAUCUGUGGCUUAUUGCUUGAACUAGCCACAGAAGGUGUGUAUUGACAGGUGUGAAAUGCAAGGUUGUAAAUCUUUUCAACCUUAACAGAUUUUCACUGCUGUCAAUCUAACAAGUAAAAAGACUUUUUUGUUUUCUUGGAGGUUUUAAAGAAAACCUCUUAAAUCAACUAUUUUGUAUUAGCAGAUUAUUGCUCUGCUUUAGAGACCACAGCGUAUGUGAAGUUGCGUUCUCUCAUUGGCAGCCAACACAGGAUGGGUUCCAAGUCUCCUCUUAAAAGAAGCCAUUUUUAGAAAUGUAACAAAUCUUUCAGCUGUCUUGGCUGAUCCAGUUUGUGUGAGGUUGUGUUCCUUCUCUUUUUAUUCCCUUGCUCUUCAUUGUUUACAAGGUUUGAGCAUGUUGGGAUGUGGAUCACUGUCGCAUGCGGUUUUCCACUUCUGGGCACAGUGCGCUUUGCUGAGAAGAGAGUAGUUUUUAAGGGUGAUGUUUCAGAGUCAAAGGGUUUUCCCAAAGUAUAUUCUUAUACCAAGCUUUAAUUUAAAAAAAAAAAAAAAGGUGAAGUCCUUGGCUCUGUAAAUGGAUUUCUGCUGGCAGACUCUUAUGUAUAUUCUAGUCCCUGAAGUUCUGUAUGGAUGUAAAGGCCACUUAAAAUACACUUUUAAACUAUUAAACUGCUUCUUGCUGGUUACUAAUUUUUCACUUUCCCAGAUGAUUGUUUGUAAUUUUAUAGCCUAAAAUUCCCUCUUGUUAAAGAUAGAUAAAAUUUUCAGAAGUGCCUAAGCAGUGUUGUUAACUAGCGGGGCUUAAGAACAAAUUUUUGUUUAGGAAAUAAGUACUCUUAAACUCUAUCUGUAUUGUGUGUAGCAGCAUUGAGAAAUGACAAAUUCAGAAUUCUUGGAAGAACUGGACUCACCCUUCACACUAGAAAGAUUCUCAUGGUCUCCGGAGGUCACUAAAAGCUCUGGAAAAUGGGUUUCUUGUGAUCACAGCGGUCAGAUAUCUGUGAAUGCCUUAUCUUGUAUUGUGAGAUAUGACUGGAAAAAGUAUGUGGCAUUGGUAUACAGAAGUUCUCUGUCAAAAAUAGGAGCAGUAGAAUCAAGGUAAAAGUAUUGUUCAAUAAGUAGCUUUUACACCAAACCUUAAGUGAAAAAGUGUUUCAUACCAGAAUGUAGCUGUAUGGAUGCUUGAUCAAGAUAAUACAAGGCUGCAAGUAGGUUACAAGGUUUAAUGUUCUCUGUGUAAAUAUAUAAAUAUUUAUGCACAUGUUGCAUGGUUUGUUUGGGGUUUUUUGGCCUCAUUGAUCAUCAGUAUUGAUUUAAAAGAUGAUCAGUUGAAAAAUCAUAUGGGCACUGUUCCUGAGCCCUCCGAACGAGCAAGGAGAAUCUUUGUGCACCAAAAAUGGAAUUGACUUUACGUAUGGCAGCAGCAAAGAAAGUGUGGGACUCUGCAGCCAAUAAAGAGACCUCUUAAAUGACCAUGAGUUUUGUUAAUAGUAUAUUAUUAUUAUUACCAUUUUACUAAUAGUUUCUUUCCUUUUGUGCCUAGUGGUGUUUGAGUUUGAAUGUAUUCUCGGCUGGUGGCAAGCCUGAGCAUUGAAAUAACACUCUGUGGCACUUUGGACAAAGCCCAACUUUCUGAUAAUGCUUGUUGAAUCUUUUAAUGAUCAGCCUCUAACAACUACACAUUGUAUAAGGGAGAAGAAGUUAAAGGUCAAUGUACUCCUGAACUGAUUUUAAAAGGCUUGUUUUGUUUUGUUUUUUCCAUUAAAUACUGGCAUUAAAAAAAGUCUUUCUGAA